AUGGGCGGAAAGUGUGCAUAUCUGGACAUUAGGAUUGGAUCUGAGCCUAUAGGUCGUAUUGUUCUUGAACUAUUUUGGGACAAAGCGCCUUUAGCUUGCGAAAAUUUCCUAAAGUUGAGUAGUGAUGGCGUGAAAGUGGGUGACCAGCACUUUGAAUUUAGGAACAAUAGCUUUCAUCGCCUGAUCCAAAAUUUCAUGAUUCAAGCUGGGGAUGUUAUUUAUGGAAGGGCAGAUCAGAUAGCUGAAAACUCUACUCAGGUUGGAAAAGGUGGAUGCUCGAUAUAUGCAGAAGAAUCUGAAAUCGAACAUACCACGGCGUCGGACAGCAUUCAUUGCUACGGGAAUUUCAAAGAUGAGAACACGGUCGAGUUUACUCAUCCGUUUAUGCUAGCUAUGGCCAAUAUGGGUACCGAAAAUUCAAACAGCUCUCAAUUUUUUAUUACGACAAGUGCAGCGCAACAUCUGAACCACAAACACAGCAUCUUUGGGUAUGUGUUGCAUGGGAAGUCUGUUGUUCGGACUGUGGAGCAUCUAAAUGUGGACUCCGAUGGACUUCCUCUCGAACCCGUUGUUAUUGAAAAUUGUGGCGAGUGGAUAGAAUCAAUGGGCGUUCCCGUAUUCAACACCUGUAAUGACAAACUUGGUGGAGAUAUUUACGAGGAGUUCCCAGAUGACGAUGAUCACUUUGAUAAGGAAUCAGCUGAGAAGGCUUUAGAAGCGGCUACUACGAUAAAAAAUUCUGGAUCACUAUUGUUCAAGCAAAGAGAUCUCCAAAACGCAUUCUUUAAGUACAAGAAGGCCCUCCGUUAUGUUAAUGAGUGCAUUCCAGAAACUGAUGUAAGUAAAGAGUUCAACUUGAAGUUUAAUGAUCUCAAAGCGAAACUAUAUUUGAAUAUGUCUCUGGUAAAGUUUCAACAGGAACAAUUUGAAGAUGCACAAACUUUUGCUACUUACUUGUUAGAGAUGCCAAAUCCAUCUGGGGUUGACAAAGCUAAAGCUUUGUACAGACGCGGAAAUUGCCAUUAUGUCAAAAGAAGAUUUGAAGACGCUUUAAAAGACUACAAGGCUUGUAAAGAGCUCAAGCCCAACGACGAAGCCGUCGACCAAAAAAUUACCAACACUAUGAACAGUUUAGAGGAAGCAAAAGAGAAGACUAGGAAGAAUAUAGCGAAAUUUUUUAGCUAG
Lachancea dasiensis is the source of this 1185-nucleotide messenger RNA. NCBI's taxonomy places the organism in Eukaryota, Fungi, Ascomycota, Saccharomycetes, Saccharomycetales, Saccharomycetaceae. The record is from the annotation of a GenBank genome assembly.